UUUUGACCCCCUCCGCGGCGGGCGGUUGACGUAUCGCGGAUGUUCCCGAUGGGACGGCUCUCUUCGGCCGCGUGGCUUACGUGCGUUUCCGUUCGGCCGCUCGGUGACGCUAACCAGACGCUAAUAAUCGGCCGUUGUGCUCUCCACCGCCCGAGAAUGGAUCGCGAAUUAAUCGCGGCGCUCGCUUGGCACGGAUUCACGGAGCCGUAGAAAAACGAUACCUGAUCGGACGAAGAUGUGAAUACAUGCCAUGCAUCUUUUCCGUUACGCAGCGUCGAGAAUCGAAUACCCUCAGCGAAUUAAUUGCCGUUAAUUGAGGAACGUACACGUUGCGAACCGUUGCGCGUCGAGCGAGACGAUGCGACGAGUAGAAUUGAGCUUGAGUGAUCUCGCGUUGCAAGAUGAUAUUUUGUGAGAUAAUAAAACGAACCAGUCGCCAUCAAAAAACGCGUCCUUCAAAUGGAGCGUGUUCUGAAAGCAGUACCGGCGGAUUUAAGAGUAAAAAUGGAGGCUCUUGUGCACGAUUUGACUUUGGCACUGGAGGAGAGCAGCAACAGUGCGAAUCUCAGGCGCAGGUGGGGCAUCAGGAGGAGGGCCCGCUCCACAGGGAAUAUUCGUAAGUCGGCAUUAAGUAUGAACAAACAUUCGGAUGAUAGCUCCUCUUCCAUUUGCGAAAUUCGCAUUCCAAAAACUACCAAUGUUUCCAAGUACCAAUCGGACAGCGACGACACUAAUCAGACUAAACGUUUCGCACAUUUCCCAAAUUUGAAUAACAUUAGCAAUAUUGAGAGCGAUUCAGUGAAUGAAAAUUUUGUGCCGAAAGCAAAUACUAGACGCAAGAGAAAAUUUAAAAGAAUGGCCAUUGAUUCUGAUUCCAACGCGUCCACUUCUCAAGCAGUCGCGAUUAUGUCAACUUCGACAUUCGGCGGGAAGAAACGUAUCUUUCGCAGCGAUUGUAAAAACAGAUAUGGCGCUAUAUGGUGUGGGAAACGCAAAAGAUCAUGUAGGGAACGUUCGAUAGACUGCGAGAUGAGAGUGCCUAAACCGAUGAAAAACGCAAAGCCGAAAAAUCGAGACAAAAUGCAAGGCGAAGACACUGUAGAUUGUUCUCGUUUAUCUAGUUCCAGCAUCUCGUCUAGCGAUUCGGAGGAAGGUCUUAUUACAAACGACGAGGAUAGAGAAGGAGACGACGAACAGUCGGACUGGAUUGGAGAAUCGAGUUGGCGAGACGAUGGAGAGAGCACCAGCGACGAUAAAGCCACGUCGGAUUCCACUUUCCAAAUGAUACUACACGGCGGCGAGCAUUCGAUUACGGAGGCUAAGAAAAACUACAGACAAAGAAUACAACGUAUCCGCGAAGGCCUGAGCGGCAGAGAGAUUCGUGCUGGACGACGUCACGUCGACAAUAAACCCGGUUAUUCUAUUAUAACAUCGGCCAACGAGAAAGUCUCACGAUUCCUACAAGAUCCCACACAGAGCGAACUGAAACUCCAUCCUAUGCGACAACCUGAGCGAGAAAAACUCCGUCGACUCGCUAAUUUGUACAGCUUAAGUUUAAAAGGUGAUUUGGGCUGUCCGAUAUUAUAUAAAACACGGCAUACUACGCAGGCUGUGUGCGUAGACCAAGUAUCAUUAAAUAGAUUCUCAGAUUACAAGAGAUUGCGUAAAACACCUCCAAAUUCGCCAAAUUCAGACUCAACGAUGCAAACCGAGGAGAUUCAGAUCUCCAGCACAAGCUUUGAUUCGCAAAUCAUAAAUCAAGCGCAAAAUAAUGUGGGUCCUAUACAAGCAAACGUACAAACAUAUUCUUCGUUUGAAUGGGAAAGCGAAAGUAUGGAUAUUGAAGUACAAGGGAAGUCAAAAUUCUCUGAUUUUGGACAUUCUAAGUCUAGUUAGACAUAUAAUAUAUAAUAUAUAUAAUUUGUUAUUGUUUUUCUUAAUAUAUAUAUAUGCGCAAGUGUAUAUAUGCAUCAGCGCAUGUGUGUAUAUAUCUCUUGUAUAUAAUUCUUACAUUAUAAAAACAAAGUGUUAAUACUCGUUAUAAUCUAAUCAUGCAAAAAAACUACAAGAAAUGUAAUAUAAAUAAUAUAUUACUG
This is a messenger RNA of Pogonomyrmex barbatus (red harvester ant), 2096 nucleotides long. RefSeq names its product G patch domain-containing protein 2-like. The record is from RefSeq and is a predicted model, not a curated record. Lineage: Eukaryota; Metazoa; Arthropoda; Insecta; Hymenoptera; Formicidae.